ACCACGGCGCGAUCGAACCCCUCCCAGUUACUCCCGUGGCUUUUGCCACGAACAUAAGGCAACAAUCUCCGAAAUAUGUGAGAGCUCACGUGAAAUAACGAGCGAGAGCGUCAUAUCAAGUGUUUAAAUGAUUCCCCGAAGAUGUGAGAGUCACGGAUGCGGCGAUCGAUGAGUGUUUCUGUCGCAGGCUCAAACAGACGAUGAGAGUUGACGAGACCCACAGCUCUUGGUGAUGACGCAGUCCCGUUAUGGGGCUCUCGUGAACGGCCCGGGUGUCGAGUAUGUUGACUGCCUGUCAGCAUGACGCCGUUGGACCUUUGGCUUUCCCGCUCCAUCCCCAUGUGUCUGCUGUUGCAGAGCCUGGUGCUCAUAGUCCUGUGCUUUCCGUCUGCCAGCACCUGUCCCAAGGGUUGCACCUGCCAGCGCUCCGAAAGCCCUCCGCACGGCCUCAACGUCACCUGUAGUCUGUCACGCUUGAAGGAGAUCCCACCUGACGUCCCGCCGGACACCCAGCUGCUGCAGCUGGACCGAAACCACAUAUCUCUAGUGCCCGAUCGCAUAUUUCAUGGCUUGAGGAUGCUUCGGAGGCUCAAUCUCUCCCAUAAUGCUGUGGAAACCCUCGGGGAGGGGGCGUUCGUCGGAUUGGAGGGCUCUCUGGAAGUGCUGGACCUUUCCCACAACCGGAUCACUAGCGUGCACAAGGACGCGUUCGCACGGCUGAAGGCACGUGUGAUGGUGGACAACAACCCUUGGCAUUGUGACUGCGCCUUGCAGCAGGCGCUGGGUGGCAUGGCCCACAACCAUGAGGCCGCCACACGCGUGCUGUGCCGUAGUUCAGAGCUGAGGGACCAAGAGGGCCAGCCGUUCCUGGCCGUGGACGCGGACUUGUGCAACCUGGCCAAGCGGACCACCGACUACGCCAUGUUGGUGACCAUGUUCGGCUGGUUCGCAAUGGUUAUCUCUUAUGUUGUGUACUAUGUACGGCAGAACCAGGAAGACGCGAGACGACACCUUGAGUACCUAAAAUCGCUUCCGAGCAAACCCAAGAAACCGGACGAACCGGAGGACAUCAGCACGGUUGUGUGACGUUACGAAGAUCGCACGAUCCCAGAGACUAAAGGCCCGUUCACACCAAUGAUGAUAACUAUAACGAUAACUAUAAGAGAAUGUGGAAGUUACCAUCACAGCUACAGUGACAACAGUAUAUUGUUGCUGUCAGAUGAUUAAUCGCGAUUAAUCGCAUUUAAAAUAAGAGUUUUUAUUUACAUAAUUUAUAUGUGUGUGUACUGUGAAUAUUAACAUACACUCACACACACAUACAGUAUAUAAGAUAUUUACAUGUAUUUACAUAUAUAUAAGUGCUGUCAAACGAUUCAUCGUGAUUAAUCAAAUCUGAAAUAAAAGUUUUUGGUUACAUAAUAUAUGUGUGUGUAUUAUGUAUUUAUGUAUAUAAAUACACACACACACUCACAUGAAUGUAUAUAUUUUGUAUGAUAUAAAUAAUAUGAAUACAAAUAUAUACAUGUAUGCAUUUUUUAUAUAUAUGCUGUAUGUGUGUGUAUUCAUAUAUACAUAAUAAAUAUACACAGUACGCACAUACAUUAUGCUAAUAAAAACUUUUAUUUUGGAUGCGAUUUAUAGCGAUUAAUCGUUUGACAGCACUAUUGCAAUUACUUUUAUAAAAAUGUUUCUAGGUGGUAAAUGCUAAAAACAUCUACAGGAAAUCAGAAUCCAUUUGACUUUAAAGACCUUGAGCAUUCAAAGCAGCAGUUGAUGAAACGACAGCGUUAUUGUCAGAACGUUAUUGUCUGUUGUUGUGGAUGCUAAUAUGGUUAUCAUAAUAGUUAUAGUUCUUGGCAUGAACGGGCCUUAAAUGGGGAUGUUGUUUAAUCUGAAAUGAAUUGUUAAUGUUGUCUAGCUAGCGCACUACACCUGUCUUCUCUUUUUCCAAUGUGCUCACCUGUUUCUGAGUAUGUAUUUAGAACAAUUUGUGAUACACUUCCAACCCUUUGUCCUUACAAGAGAGCAAGAGAGUCUUUUAAACACGAUGUCCAGGUGGCAUUAAAACAAUCGCAAAGUUGUCCUUUAAACGUGGUCCAAUCCCACCUUUAGAGCGAGAACUUGUCUUCAGGCACAUUGACACGAGUCAUUUUCUAUUUUAACUAGUCAAUCAGUACAGAUACAGAUCGUCAAUCAUUAAGCGUCGCUAAUGACCAGUACAGGUAUUUUGAGAAAUCAAAUCUCAGGUGCAAAUCUUGAUAGACUCCAAUGAUUUGUAAAACCCUACGAUGUUUUGAUGCUACCAAGUUUUGUAAGACAAACGAUCAUCCAGGCAUGUGUAGAUUAGCUACAAUUGCGAUUCAUUUUACGACCUUUAAAAGGCGUACCCUUCAUUAGCGAAGCGAUGGGACAUUUCUUCCAACAUUCUGAAACUAUUAUUAGGUUUUCGCAUUAAAACUCGUGCACAUUCAAUCGUGAAUCGUUGAGUCGUAGAGCACAGCAGUGCUGGUGUGGUGCUUGUCACGUGAUUCUCUGAACCGUAGUCGAGGAACGUAGUUGAUACCUCCAUCCGAAACUUUUGUCCGUAACGUUACUUGUGAGGCUCUUUGUUGAUGUCGUUACUCACCGUGCGUAAAAAGAGGCUCCCAAGCCCUGUGUUAGUCAUGUGUAAUCUAUGAGAUGGCCAGUGUAUUUUCAUAAACGUAAGAUUACAUCCCUGAAACCAAACUCUUGCUUAACAUUUGAUGUCCAGGAAAAAAAAUAUACAUCCUGGAUGAGGAACUUCAGCUUCCCCUUGCGCUGUGGCUGUAGGGCCAUUGACGCUCAUUGAUAUUAUUGUGUGUGUACAGUAAUUCGGGCCAGAAAAUUACAGCUGUCACUCUGUUACUGGCCCCAUUCUUAAUGAUGACUGCUGAGUCCAGCAAAGCAAAGCCCCAGGGAGAGAUAGAGGAUAGAAAGAUGGCAGAAGAAGAGAGGAAAUGGAAAACAGGAUGCUGGGAACAAGUUCAGGAAGAAAUCAGAGCCCUUAUGAAAACGGAUUGUGGUGGUACCAUGAUAUAGUAAGUUUCAGAUUGCUUUCAUGUAUCAUUGCAUUCAUUUGAUUCAAAGAUACUUUGGUAUUUCCAUGAUGUCCAAAAGCUGUUAUUACUGUGGUGGCGUCCAAAACAAAUGGUAUUAUGAUGGAUGCAACCAUAUACUUCUAUUAAAAAUUGGGGAAUCAAAUGUCAAAUUUAAAUUAAAACAUUGGUAUAUAUACACACACAUAUAUACAUAUAUACAUAUAUAUACACACACACACACACACACACACACACACAUAUAUAUAUAUAUAUAACUACUAUAUAUAUAUAACUACUGCCAGGUGGCGCAAAGGGACGGAUUGCGAAAUGAAUAUAUAUAUAUAUAUAUACAUAUACAUAUACAUAUAUAUAUAUAUAUAUAUAUAUAUAUUCAUAUUCAAGAGUGGGGGACUAAAUGUAAAGCAUUAAUCAUUGGAGAAAAUAAAAUGCUAAUCAGAAUUAAUUAUUACCAUGAGCACUAAUUGGAAAUACUGUGAUAGUUUCAAAAUCACAUGUAACCAUAUAGUCAAGAUUGGGUGACCCAUGUGGCAUUGAUUAUUGGGGUAAAAUCAUCAGAAUAUUGUUAGUACCAAAUCCACAAAUUGGAAAUACUGUGGUUGUUUUCUGAGUGGAAUGAGUAUUGUUUCUUUAUUGUAUGUUCAUCAUUGUGUAUCCAGUGAAGUGCUUUUUUAAAAAUAACUUUUAAACGGUAAUUAAAUUCCAAGGUCAGUGCCAUUAUAAUGACUUUAAAUCGGUUCAUCAGAAACAUUAGGAGAACUUUAGAAGAACAUUAGGAGAACCUGACUUUACUGUAGAUAAAGAGCUUGCUGUUUGAAUAGGAAGGUACCUGAAAUCCCUUUAAAGAAUUGUGUCUGAAUGUACUUAUGUAGUCUUUUGCCAUGUCUAACUGCGGUUGUUCUACACGCUGUAUUGUGCUGGGAAAGAAAGCCGUUUCUCAAUGCAGACUCCACAGUGAAGCAUGCUGUAGCCAAGGACACGGGGGAGAGAUUUUCUAAGUGCCUGAAAUACUCGUCUAUAUGUCUCUCAUUCUUCCAGCUACUGAUAACUUUUGCUUUGAAAUGUUUUGUUCGGUCUCGCCUAACUCGAAUCUACUAGGCCUCAAAUGGAAUACGUAUUUACUGCACAAAGAUAUGAGGAAAAACUAAUUAAGUUAGCAACUUACUGAAGGACUUUUAGAGUGAAAUUGUUACAUGAUGUUGUUCUUCCUGUUUUCUCGAGGCCUUUUCACAUGAUUCGUGUCACGGCUUCAAUGCUGCGUGAAGUUUUGGAUUCCGCGUGAAAAGCAUGGCAGAUUGUGUCUAAAGGGUGAUUUGACAAGGUUACAAAAAGUUUGAAAAUAGUGAAAAUAUAUUUGUAAUAAAACCUAAAGUCCUGCUGUUUGCUUAUACUUUGGAGAAACAAAACAAAGACACAUCUAACUUUUUCUCUGAAUGACAUGAAAUGCAUUUGACGUUCCAGAACCAGAUAUGCACAUCAGUCUAUCUUGCAUCUUGUUUUGAUUUUCAAAUUGGAUGCAUGUCUUUGGGAAAUGGUUGGUUGUUGUUUAGAAGGGUCCAAAUCAAAUGGUAAGAUUGCUUGACCACAAAAUGUACAAGGUUAACCUUCUUUAGCAUGUAAAUGUGAGGUUUUGUCCAAACCAAAGCAAGUUUCUCAACAUUUCUUGAAUAGUUGGUUUCUGCACUGUAUUUUUGCAUCAGAUUAACAUCAAAUAUGAUCUAUAAUGCUUGUGAUUGUGUCCCAUUGCACAGCAUUUUUGGCCAACUUACUGUUGGAAACGUAUUGCUAGUGCUCAGGACGUGGUUUAACACUGUAGUUUGAUGCUUCGUCGCAUUGUUUUUGAUGCAUUGGGGAACCAAACGCGAAUCAUGUGAAAGGGCUUUCAUUGGAAAAAAGUAGAGGAGAGUUGCGGCAUGUGUUUCUUACUUUGUUAUUAACGUGUAUUUUUUUUAAGGUAAUUCAUCUUUGUAUAAUUUAGUUCAUUUAUUUUUUGCCUUUUGUAUACAUGAAACUGACUUCUGCUAAAAAAAAAAAUGCAUACCUUGAAGACGUAAAACUGGAGGAGGACCAAUGGUACAUCUCAUUGUAAAUGCAUGAUGUAGAGAAAAUGAAAUAAAAGAUUAAUUUACACUGUU
This is a messenger RNA of Carassius gibelio (silver crucian carp), 5212 nucleotides long. Its product is annotated as leucine-rich repeat-containing protein 3B. Lineage: Eukaryota; Metazoa; Chordata; Actinopteri; Cypriniformes; Cyprinidae. The transcript is spliced from 2 exons. The record is from RefSeq and is a predicted model, not a curated record. Bases 301 to 1086 code for a protein of 261 amino acids. Gene Ontology annotation, molecular function: protein binding.